This is a messenger RNA of Phytophthora nicotianae INRA-310, 906 nucleotides long. RefSeq lists its product as hypothetical. The transcript is spliced from 2 exons. The record is from RefSeq and is a predicted model, not a curated record. Lineage: Eukaryota; Oomycota; Peronosporomycetes; Peronosporales; Peronosporaceae. Bases 1 to 753 code for a protein of 250 amino acids.
AUGAGCAAAUUUCUGCACACGGCAACUCACCUCCCCACAGACUCUCAAUCUCGUCUGCGGUACUUGGAGAGUGUCUGUACGGAAGCAAAGCUUGAUAUCGCUACCCAAAUUCUCUUGUCAGAGACAGAGUCAACUCGCCUGUUCACUGUGCCAAGUUUCUCGUGGGAGCCGCUAGAUGUCGGGCCGUCGGGAUUCGGCGUGACUUCCAUAGCUGUCUUCGCGAUAGACUCUUCUAAUGCUUGCGAGACGUUUCAAGCAGCUCGCACGGCUAUCGGUAACUGCGCGGUUGUAUGGCCAAACUACUCGCUCUUGGAUUCUUCCGUGAAUCAAAUGGACAUGCAAUCAGUAAAGUUCAAUAUUCACUACGGUGUCACUGAACAUCGCUUCCAGAGCGGCAUGUCGGAGGAGCAAGUGGUUCUCGAGAGUAGAGAUCUGUCCUACUUUCGAGUGGGUGGUGAGGGUAGCGUGUUUCUGUGGGAUUUUGUGGACGAAGACAACCAGUUCCCAGUGAAGAAGACGACAGCAGUCAAGCGCAGCACCGUUGUGGCGCUGCUCGUACGUCCUGAGCGCUGUGACGAUGGCGUGGAGCGUGUGGUGUGUCGCUACAUUUGCUCUAAAAUCCACAUGAUCGACGCGUUGGAGCUCCCACCAGGUAUUGAGCGCUUCUCGAAAUCGAAGCAGUUGGGUGCGCAGGUGGCAGACUCUAUGGUGUACGAGACUAUUAAGGGUGACGUAGCCCGCAACUCAGUUUGAUCCGAGCCGGGUUUACAGGCCAUCAGGACUAGAUGUCGAUAUGGCAUUUGCUCAUCGAAGUGUACCUACGGGAGUCAAUAGGCACAACAGAACAUUCUCCACUCGAGACAACCUGAUAAUAAACUACAACAAUAUGAUGCGGAUUCUUCUCGA